GUUUAUUUGAUAGUGACAGUGAUGGUGAUAGUUUAGUUUUCUGUCUUGGAUUAGAAUGUACAAAAAAAUGGAUACUCACUUGAUCAGUGUCAUCAUCCUGUUUAUUUUCGUGAAAGUUGUCUUCUCGGGUUCCGAUCUCCAACAACUCAACUCUCACCAAGAUGGUUUGAACCCACUGAAUGACGAAGAUUCCGACACCACGACCAAAGACCAAGACAAAAGAACCAUCUUCAACCCUCCCAUACAAAACUACGCAUGGGCUAAACACGUAGGAGUAAAACCUACCGGACAAAAAUACGUGAUAGGCUACGGUGCAGUUGAUCUGAAAUACAGACCAGUAUUGCGGCCGAUAUCCAUCAGACACCCAGGAUACCACUAUAACAAACCAAAAAUCCAUCUUCACCUCAGAAAACCAGUUAUACACAUACCGCAAGUGAGACCUGCUUUGCACUCAGAUUGGAGACCGGUGGUUAAACCUCUGCCACAACUAGUGAGGCCUUUUGUUCCGAUACAUGUGCCGCCUCCGGCUCAUCUUUUGACCAAACCGGCUAGGCCUGUACACGAAGAUCAUCUUCAUUUGAACCCUGUUCCUCAUAUCGAUCACGUAGAAAAAAUACCGGCGGUGCAUGUGGAUCAUAUUCAUCAACUACCUCACGAACAUAAAGUUCACGUACACCCCGCUCCAGUUCAGCACGUGCAUUCUGUGCCAGUCCAACAUGUAGACCACGUUCACGUAGUUCCAACGCCUGUACACUCGGUUGCCGUACAUCCAGCACCGGUACACCCUGUACCAGUAAAUCCUACACCAGUGCAGCCAGUACCGGUGCAAACAGUACCAGUUCAUUUUAGUCAUGUGCAGCCAGUACAACAGGUGCGGCCAGUACAACAGGUACAACCUGUACAUCUUCAGCCAGUACAGCAGCUACAACCAGUUCAACAAUUACAACCGGUGCAACAAUUGCAGCCAGUACCAGCUACGUUUUUACCGUCGCCUCAGAUUUUUGAAGUUACUAAGCCCGACCUAGGGGUACUACCGUUUGGUGCCGUAUUCCAAAGCCCUGUACUUAGAGAUGUUCCUGCCCCACAAUUCAAGCCUGCAUUGAUUUCGCAGCCCCUGUAUCCCUCACAGCAUCUCCAGCCCGUACACCCAGUUCAUCCUGUAGCUCCUGUUCAGUCUGUAAUACCUGCGCAUCCAGUAUUUCCUGCGCAACCUGUGGCUCCUGUGCAUCAUGUAGCUCCUGCUUCACCUAUAGUUCCUACACAUCCAUUAGCAGGGGUACAUCCAGUUGCUUCUGGGCGACCUGCAGUUCCUUUUCAUCCAGCAGUUACCCAAGUCCAGUAUCAUGGCUCUACAAACUUCAUCAACCUGCUGAGAGGACAAACGCCUACAGUUCCACAAGCUGCUGUCAAUGCUGCACAUCCUCUGCUACCGAAUCACUAUAACUUGCACUAUCCUCAGAUUCCACAGGAUCAGCAUGAUGUUCCUGUAGUACCUGGUACUAAUGGAAUUUUCCCAAACCAGCAGCAGCUGCCUCUGGAUACACAGCCCCAAUUUCAAGCUGCCGGGCAAAACGUUUUUCAGCAACAGCUACCUCAGGGUCAAGGUCAUUUCCAAGUAGAUCAGGGGCAUUUCCAGUUGACUCAGGAGCAAAGUAAUUUUCCUACAGACCAGGGGCAUUUUCAGUUGCCCCAGGGACAAAGUAAUAUCCAAACAGAGCAAGGACAUUUUCAAAUAGAUGACGGGAGAUUUCUGAUUGGUCAGGGUAAUUUCCAGCAAAGGUUGCCCCAUGACAAUGUUCAGCAGACAUCUCCCCAGAAUAAUGUCCAACAUAUACCAACGCAAGGAAAUCGACAGCCCGAAAUCAAUGUUCAGGUGAUCCGCCCUGAUAACUAUGAUCAGAGUUCUGAGAACGAGUAUCAGCAGGAUCAGCAAGUAAACUACCAGCCAGCCAGUGAAGUGAGCAGUCAGCACUUUUUCAGACAGGGACAGUUCCAAAUAGGCGAGCAAGAUGAUAAUCGAGGUUACUUCUAUCAACAGCCGAGUGAUGUGGAAGACACUAGGCAGGGUGGUUCCAUACAGCCUGGCCAGAGCGAUUUGCAGCUUCCUCUGCAUUUGCCGCAGCAUCCCAGCUUUAAGAGCGGUCGACAGGUUCAGCAGGACAACUAUCAAGAUGCGUCACAAUUGCAGGAAAAUAUUUUUAGGCCUUCUAUUCAGUUGGAACCCCCUUUUAAGAAAUAACUUGUAGGUUGUUUUCGAUUUGUUAAUUUUAUUGUUGUUUUAUGUAAAUAAGAUGUAUAUAUUUUGUGUUUGUUGAAGAUGAUAUUACUAUUUAUUCUCUGCAGUUAUUGGAUAAUUUAUAAAAAUUAAAGAAA
Leptinotarsa decemlineata (Colorado potato beetle) is the source of this 2373-nucleotide messenger RNA. RefSeq lists its product as uncharacterized. Lineage: Eukaryota; Metazoa; Arthropoda; Insecta; Coleoptera; Chrysomelidae. The record is from RefSeq and is a predicted model, not a curated record.